CGGACCGGAAGAGGGACCUGGCCCCGCCCCGGCCCGGCCAGGCUGGAGGACUCUGCUUCCCGUGAGCCCCCGCGCUCGCUUCCGGCGGGGCGGCGGCGGCUGGGCCGGGAUGGAGGCCGUGCCCCGCAUGCCCAUGAUCUGGCUGGACCUCAAGGAGGCCGGGGAGUUCGCUUUCAACGCCGCUGUCAAGAAGUUUGUCCUGAAGAACUAUGGGGAGAACCCGGAGAACUACAACGAGGAGCUGCGGAAGCUGGAGGUGCUCCGGCAGAGCGCCGUGAACGUGCCUAGGGACUUCGAGGGCUGCAGCACGCUGAGGAAAUACUUCGGCCAGCUCCACUACCUGCAAAGCCGGAUCCCCAUGGGCGCCGAGCAGGAGGCCGCGGUCCCCAUCGCGUGGACAGAGAUCUUUUCAGGCAAGACGGUGACUCAUGAGGACAUCAAGUAUGAGCAGGCUUGCAUCCUGUACAACCUGGGUGCGCUGCACUCCAUGCUGGGUGCCAUGGACAAGAGAGUGUCUGAGGAGGGCAUGAAGGUUUCAUGCACCCAUUUCCAGUGUGCUGCCGGCGCCUUUACCUACCUGCGGGACCACUUCCCCCACUCCUACAGCGUAGACAUGAGCCACCAGAUCCUCAGCCUCAACAUCAACCUCAUGCUGGGCCAGGCACAGGAGUGUCUGCUGGAGAAGUCCAUGCUAGACAACAGGAAGAGUUUCCUCGUGGCCCGGAUCAGCGCUCAGGUGGUGGAUUACUACAAAGAGGCCUGCCGGGCACUGGAGAACUCAGAGACAGCUUCACUGCUGGGAAAGAUCCAGAAGGACUGGAAGAAGCUGGUUCAAAUGAAGAUCUACUAUUUUGCUGCUGUGGCCCAUCUGCACAUGGGAAAACAGGCCGAGGAGCAGCAGAAGUUUGGGGAAAGGGUCAUCUACUUCCAGAGUGCACUGGAUAAACUCAAUGAAGCUAUCAAACUGGCAAAGGGACAGCCAGAAACUGUCCAGGAAGCCCUGAGAUUCACCAUGGAUGUGAUCGGUGGCAAGUACAAUUCAGCCAAAAAAGACAAUGACUUCAUCUACCACGAAGCUGUGCCUGCCUUGGACACCCUGCAGUCUGUGAAAGGUGCCCCACUGGUGAAAGCCCUCCCCGUCAACCCCACGGACCCCGCUGUCACCGGCCCCGAUAUCUUUGCCAAGCUGGUGCCCAUGGCUGCCCACGAGGCGUCUUCACUCUACAGCGAAGAGAAGGCCAAACUGCUGAGAGACGUGAUGGCAAAGAUUGAAGCCAAGAACGAAGUGCUGGACCAGUUCAUGGACUCCAUGCAGCUGGACCCUGAGACAGUGGACAACCUGGACAUGUACAGCCACAUCCCCCCCAUCCUGAUGGAGAAGUGCGCCGCGCUCAGCGUACGCCCCGACACCGUCAAGAACCUCGUCCAGUCCAUGCAGGUGCUCUCCGGGGUGUUCACCGACGUGGAGGCCUCGCUGAAGGAGAUCCGGGACCUGCUUGAGGAGGACGAGGCGCAGGAGCGGAAGCUGCAGGAGCUGCUGGGGAAAGGCUCGGUGCCGCAGGGCUCCCCGCCGCCGCCGUCCUCCGCGGGGCUGGCCGAGGUCAGCAAGGAGUGCUCCAAGUACAUGGAGGUGCACGAGAAGGCCAGCUUCACCAACACGGAGCUGCACAAAGCCAUGAACCUGCACAUCGGCAACCUCCGCCUGCUCAGCGGGCCCCUGGAGCAGGUCCGGGCCGCGCUGCCCUCACCCACGCUGAGCGAAGACGACAAGCAGGUGCUGCAGAACCUGAAGAAAAUCCUGGGCAAGGUGCAGGAGAUGAGGGAUCAGCGGAUGUCCCUGGAGCAGCAGCUGCGUGAGAUGAUCCAGAAGGACGAUAUCACCACCUCGCUGGUCACCACUGACCGCUCCGAGAUGAAGAAACUCUUUGAGGAGCAGCUGAAGAAGUAUGACCAGAUUAAGGUGUACCUGGAGCAGAACCUGGCCGCUCAGGAGAACAUCCUGAAGGCCCUGACAGAUGCCAACGUCAAAUACGCAGCUGUGCGCAAGGCCCUGGCUGAGGUGGAGCACAAGUGGAACACCACCGUCCAGACCUUGGUGGCCUCCUAUGAAGCCUACGAGGACCUGAUGAAGAAAUCCCAGGAGGGGAAGGACUUCUACACCGACCUGGAGGGGAAAGCUGCCAAGCUGCUGGAGAAAGCGCGGGCGGCCUGCCAGGCUGCUGAAGCCAACAGGCAGCAGAUCUUGGAGAAGGAGAUGAAGAAGCACCCACCCCCUCGUCCCACGGCCCCCAAACCGGCCCUGCAGAAGAAAGCACUGGAGCUGGAAGCCGAGGGCCCGGAGGCGGGCGACCUCCCCCCGCUGUGCUCCCUGGGGCUGGCCGACCUGCCCGAGGACCUGCGCAGCCUGCCCCCCGACGUGCUGGCCGGCCACCUGGCCCGCCUGCCCCCAGCCACGCUGGCCGCGCUCGCCCUCGACCCUGCCCUGGCCGCUGGGCUGCGGCCCCCCGGCCCCGAGCUCUUUGCCCCCAGGCUGGCGAGCGCGCCGCUGCAGCCCGGCCAACCCUUCGCCCCACCGCGCUUCCCUGCCCUCCCCGGGCACUACGCCCUGCCCCCGGCACCCGCUGCCAGCCCGGGCCCCUUUCCCCACGUCACCGGUGCUCCGGUUCUCCCGGCGCAGCUCCUGCAGCCCUCUGCCCCCCAGGUGACCGGCCCACCCCCCAGCUCGGCCCCCUCCUCCGCCCCCCAGCUCUUCCCGGCCGCCUCGUUGCUGCGUGGCCCGGGGCAGCCCGGGGCGCCCUUGGUGCAGCCCGGUUACGCGGGGCCCCACCUGCUCCCCCCGCGCUCAUCCCCGCAGCACGGCCCCGCUCCGGCUCCCGCUGCCUCCUACGGCCUGGGCCAACCGGGGCUGCCCCCGCCCGGUCCCGUCAGACCCCCGGCCGUGGGGCCACCCCCCGGCCCCGUGGUGCUGCAGGGUCCCCUCGUCCCUUCCCCGGCCCCGUCCCCGCAGCCUCCCGUGCCCGUGCAGCCCCCGCCGCUGGUACCCGGGCCGGUGCCGCAGAGACCCCCGCCCUCGCUGACGCCCGCUCCGGGCCCCGCCGAGAGCCCCUUCCAGCGGCAGAGCUCCUCCACCGACGACCUGCUGUCCUCCAGCCCCGAGAGCCAGCACGGCGGCUCCAAGGCGGCCGUGGGGCAGCCCCUGCUUCAGCCCACCAAGGCGGACGCCAAGGACGGUCAGAAGCCCAAAGCGGUGCAGCUGAUCGAGAACGACCCCUACGAGAAACCCGAGCGGCUGCUCCGGCUGCGGGCCGAGCUGGAGCGAUUCCGAGCGCUGCUGCAGCGCCUGGAGCGGCCGGAGCCCGGCGGUGCCCCCGAGCUGGACGCGCUCUGGAAGGAGCUGCAGGACGCCCAGGAGCGCGACGCCCGGCAGCUCUCCAUCGCCAUCGCCCGCUGCUACUCCAUGAAGAACCGGCACCAGGACAUCAUGCCCUACGACAGGAACCGCGUGGUGCUCCGCUCGGGCAAAGACGACUACAUCAACGCCAGCCGGGUGGAGGACCUGUCUCCUUACUGCCCCACCAUCAUCGCCACGCAGGCCCCGCUGCUCGGCACCGCCGCCGAUUUCUGGCUCAUGAUCUACGAGCAGAAGGUGUCCGUGGUCGUCAUGCUGGUGUCGGAGCAGGAGCUGGACAAGCAAAAGGUGCUGCGGUAUUUCCCGACGGAGCGGGGCCAGCCCGUGGUGCACGGUCCCGUCACGCUCGUCCUCACCAGCGUGAAGGCGGCUCCCACGCACGUGGAGCGGAUGAUAACGCUGCAGUACCGCGACCAGAGCCUGAAGCGAACCGUCAUCCACCUGCAGUUCACCUCCUGGCCGGAGCUGGGUCUGCCCGACAGCAAGGCGAGCCUGCUGCGCUUCGUGCAGGAGGUGCACGGCCACUACCUGCACCAGCGCCCGCUGCACACCCCUAUCGUCGUGCACUGCAGCUCCGGCGUGGGCCGCACCGGCGCCUUCUGCCUCGUGUACGCGGCCGUGCAGGAGCUGGAGGCGGGGAACGGCAUCCCCGAGCUGGCGGAGCUGGUCAGGCGCAUGCGGCAGCAGCGCAAGCACAUGCUGCAGGAGAAGCUGCACCUGAAGUUCUGCUACGAGGCCGUCCUGCAGCACGCCGAGCAGCUGCUGCUCCGCCACGGGGUGGGCGCUCCGCCCGUCCCCAAAGCCAACAGCGCGUCCCCAAAGCUCUACUUCCAGCAGGACCCGCAGGACCUGGUGCUGGGCGGGGACGUGCCCAUCAGCUCCAUCCAGGCCACCAUCGCCAAGCUCAGCGUCAAGGCGCCGGGCUGCGGGGCGGAGGGGGGGGCGGGCUGGGGGGCCGAGGUCGCCCCGGCUCCCGACGCCGCCGCCGCCGCGGUGGAAGCGGUGCCGGUGCCGCCCGAGGCGGGGACGGACGCGGGGACGGUGGCGGAUGGUGACUGUGCCCCCAUCCCCGAGCCGGAGCCGCAGCCGCUGGGUGAGGCCGAGAGCAGCAACCACGUGGAGGAGCAGCCCCACGCCGCCCCCCCGGCCCCGGCCCCGGCCCCGGCCCCCGCCUCCUCCCUGGAGCUCCUCGCCUCGCUGACCCCCGAGGCCUUCACGCUGGACGCGUCGUUGAAGGGCAAGCAGCACAUGAACAAGCAGAACUUCCUCCAGGCGCAGACGGGAGAGGGGCUGCGGGCUCCCCGGCCCAGCGAUGACCCGCUCAGCAUGCUCGACCCCCUCUGGACACUCAACAAGAGCUGAGGGGCUCCCCCAACAC
Messenger RNA from Numida meleagris (helmeted guineafowl), 4787 nucleotides. RefSeq names its product protein tyrosine phosphatase, non-receptor type 23 (gene PTPN23). The record is from RefSeq and is a predicted model, not a curated record. Gene Ontology annotation, cellular component: endosome. Gene Ontology annotation, biological process: endocytic recycling; protein dephosphorylation; early endosome to late endosome transport. Gene Ontology annotation, molecular function: protein binding; protein tyrosine phosphatase activity. Lineage: Eukaryota; Metazoa; Chordata; Aves; Galliformes; Numididae. The coding region runs from base 110 to 4771 and encodes 1553 amino acids. The transcript is spliced from 26 exons.